Messenger RNA from Prionailurus viverrinus (fishing cat), 7637 nucleotides. RefSeq names its product PHD and ring finger domains 1 (gene PHRF1). The record is from RefSeq and is a predicted model, not a curated record. NCBI's taxonomy places the organism in Eukaryota, Metazoa, Chordata, Mammalia, Carnivora, Felidae. Bases 2484 to 7388 code for a protein of 1634 amino acids. The transcript is spliced from 18 exons.
GCUAACAGGGCGCACAGCUGCUGAGCGCGCAGCCAGAGCGCCGAGUUAACGCAGCCUGGGACUCUGGGGCGGCGCUCUGUUUAGCGGCGCUCAUGUUACCCCGUUGUCAGUUCAGGAGACUGCAUGCCGUUCUGGCGUCUGCCUGGCGCGCCGCCUUCUAGCCAGUGGUCAUACGGGUAGAACGUGAGGCCGAGGUGAGGUUUGACUUGGCACUUAGCACACCCUCCCUGUCCCAGGACCACCGGCAGGCUUCGUGUUUAUGGGAGAAUGUGGAGUCUGAAUAACAGUAGCUGGCGUCUUCCGGUGCAUUCUCUGCACCCGGCCAAGUGGCAAGGCUCUGACGGGGCAAGCUUGGCUUUAGUCCUCUCUGCAGCCCCCCAGCAUGGACCCUCCGUGGCCAUCUCAGCCCUACGAAGACCUCAAUGGGCUCUAGCUUUUUCACUUCCGUUGCAGUUUGCAGUUCCAAGGUCUCCUGUCCUCUGUGGCAGACGGUGAAUGGAGAAUGACAGCCCUGGCCCAGUGUGCAGUGUUGGACCUGGCAGCCUUGCCCAGGGCCUGGCGACGGGCACUCUUGCUUCCGGUCUUGGCAUAGGUGCCAGUUACCACCGAAGCUCUUGCUUCCUUAGUGACGGUUGGAAUUGUAGGUGCUUUGGGUUCCUGCAUUUGAAAAGAGAGAGAUAUUUUUUCUGGCUUAAUUAUUCCCCCUGGAUGCCCUGAGUCUAGAGUUUGAGCAGGAGAACCCCAGAGCACCACCAGCACUGCCGAGGGCGGCCAGCAGCCGGGAGGGGGCCGUGGGCCUUCCUGCCAGACAGCUUCCCAGCCUGUUAUCUGGAACACAGGGGCAGAGGUAGGGACGGUGCAUCUGGGCGGGUAUGUCUGGGCUGGGGCUGCUGGUGGGCCAUUAGGUCCUAAGCUGGGGUCCCCAUUAACGAAGAGUUCUGAUUGCAGUUCUGACAGGGAAAGGGCUGUAGGGAUCUCUAGUUGUGGUCUCUGCCUUGGUAUUUGCACAGGUGUUUGCUCUGGAACGUAAUUUCAGGGGCCACCUGGGUUUUUUUUUUUCCCAGUGUCCUAACUGUCGCGUGACGGAACAGGAAGGGACGAUGUUCAGCCUCCUAAUCGACCCUCUCCUGCCCUGGUAGAGCUUUCCCUCCCCAGCAGUGGUGGGACUACAAGGCCAUGGGACUGAACCCCACAGGGGCAGGGACUCAGGGAUUCGACCCCAUUCCUGGGCUGGCAUUUCUGGCAAGUCCCCGGGUACCAAACCCCAUUAUGGCCUUGUUGACCUCUUCAGGCAGCCCUCGGAGGCAGGCCUCGCCACUGCCCGUUCUAGGUGGUCCUGGGUCGUAGUGCACCAGAGAAGCUAGGGGUUGUUUUUCCUUUUGAGCUGGUGCUUGUGUGAAACGUCAUCAUGGUAAGGAUUUGCACCCGGAAAACUGCCCUCAGCUGUGCUGUGUUGUGUCUUCGGUGGCCUCAGGGGUUACAUUUUCUGGUGUCUAAGGGUUCACUGGAAGGUCUACGUGUGAUGGUACGGUCGACCCUUGAACGACACAGGGAUUGGGGUACCCGUCCCCAUGCAGUCCGAGUGCCACAUACAACUUUUGACUCUGAAAACUUUAUUGUCAAUAGUCUGCUGUUGACUGGAAGCCUUACCGAUGACAGAAACCACUGGGUGACACGUGUGUUGUGUAUGGCACAGGUCAUGUUCUUAUAAAGUAAGUUAGAGAAAAAAAUGCUGCCAAGGAAAUCCUGAGGAAGGAGAGCACAUUUGUAGUACAGUACUUAUCCAAAACAGUGUCACGUGUAAAUGGCCCGGUGUCCUUCCAACCCGUGUGGCUUGAGGGUGAGCUGUAUUUACCCCCCUUGUGGGGCAAGAAAGUGUGCUGCACACAGCAGGGGCGGGGUAGGUACUGGAGCAGCUGUCCCGGGAUGACUUUGUGGAAUCCACGUGUGGGAACGCUCACGACAGUGGCCAGAGCGUUCUAAGCCCUCUUCCCUGAGCCCUGAAGCCAUUGUGCCCACAGAAGUGUCAUUCUCCUGGAAGGUCUGUGGCAUGUCGUGCCCCAUAGUCUGUGUGCCUCUAGCAGGAGUCAUGGCCAGGACUUGUAGGACAGGCUGGGUCCCUGCUGUGUUGCUGAGUCACCAAGCACCGAGGGUGCAGACCAGACCCUUUGUGGAGUGGGACUGUGGCCAUUUUCUUUCUGUUUUUUUUUCUUUUAAUUUUUUUCUUAACGUUUAUUUAUUUUUGAGAGAGACAGCGACAGAGCACAAGCAGAGGAGGGGCAGAGAGAGAGGGAGACACAGAAUCCGAAGCAGGCUCCAGGCUUCGAGCUGUCAGCACAUAGCCGGACGCGGGGCUCAAACUCACGAACCCUGAGAUCAUGACCUGAGCCGAAGUCGGACACUCAACCGACUGAGUAUGGCUCAUUUUCUUAACCUUCGAGCACUAAGUACGAGAAAGGUGAGCCAAAGGCCAAUGUCUAGCGAUGGAUGACGACAGCCUGGAUGAGCUUGUGGACCGAAGCCCAGGGCCAGAUGGACGCUCGCGACUCAACCCUGCUGUCCUGGCCAGCAGCGCUGAAGACAGCGGUGACGGCAGCAGUGGCAGCUCUGAGGAUGACACGGGCAGUGAGCGCAGCUACAGCACCGACGGAGAGGACGACGGAGAGGACGAGGAGGGCGGUCUGGAGGACCAAUCCGGUUCUGAAGAUUCUGAAGAAGAAGGAAGGGAAGAAGGAGGCUUGGAAACGUUAGUGGCCGUGGCGGAUACUCAGGGGACGUUGGAAGCCAAUGGCGCAUUUAAUUCUGAUGACGAUUCCGAGAGCUGCCCGAUUUGUCUCAAUGCUUUCCGGGACCAGGCCCUGGGGACACCGGAGAACUGUGCCCAUUAUUUCUGCCUGGACUGUAUUGUGGAAUGGUCGAAGAAUGCCAAUUCCUGUCCAGUUGAUCGAACUAUAUUUAAAUGUAUCUGUAUUCGAGCUCGGUUUGGCGGUAAAAUCUUGAAGAAGAUUCCAGUGGAAAACGCCAGAGCCGGCCGGGAUGAGGAGGAAGACCCCACCUUUUGUGAAGUGUGUGGCAGGAGCGACCGGGAGGACCGGCUGCUUCUCUGCGACGGCUGUGACGCAGGGUACCACAUGGAAUGUUUGGACCCUCCUCUCCAGGAGGUACCAGUGGACGAGUGGUUCUGUCCCGAAUGUGCUGCCCCUGGAGCUGCUCCCACCGCUGAUGCAGGUCCCGUGAGUGAGGAGGAGGUCUCCCUGAUCUUGGCUGACGUGGUGCCCACCACCAGCCGGCUUCGGCCUCACGUGGGGAGGACCCGUGCCAUUGCCAGGACACGACAGAGCGAGAGAGUCCGAGCGACCGUGAACCGGAAUCGGAUCUCCACCGCCAGGAGAAUCCAGCAUGUCCCACGGUACCUCAUGUCUUCUCUGCUGGAUGAGACCAUUGAGGCUGUCGCUGCCGGUCUGAGCACUGCCGUGUACCAGCGCCCCGUGGCGCCCCGAGCCCCCGCAAAACGCAGGAGGAGAGCAGGAAGACGGAAGAAGGUGUCAGGAAGAAGGAAGACCCAGUCGAGGUCGUCUGUGAAGAGCAGGGGCUCCGGGACGAGGUCUAAGAAACGCCAGGGUCGUGCCAAGAAGAGAAAAGGGAAGAGGUCAAAGAAUGAAGCCACAGCUCGGUCCCGCAUUGCACGGACGCUGGGCCUCCGGGGUCCCGUCCGCGGGGCCUGCACCCCGUCAGUGCACAAGCCCGCGGACCCCUCUCUGGGGCUGAUGCGUGCAGACAUCGGGGUGGCCACUCUGUCGCUCUUCGGAGACCCCUAUGAGCUGGACCCCUUUGACAGCAGCGAGGAGCAGUCUGCGGACCCUGCUUCCCCUCUGAGCGCCAAGAGGAGGGUUCUGUCCCAGUCGGCACUGCGCUCUCACCGGCCCGUGGCCAGGCCCGUGUCCGUGGGGCUCUCCAGGAGGAGUGUUCCUGCUGCGGCGCCCGAGCCAGAGGUGGACGAGGCCCCCGUCCCAGACCUAGUGGGGAGCAUCCUGUCGGGCCAGAGCCUCCUGAUGAUGAACGGUGCAGACAUCACCAUCCACCGGGACGGCUCCCUCAGUGCCAAGAAGGCAGCACCCGUUUCCUUUCCGAGAAGCUCAGGCGCUCCACCCCGAGGGGGCAGAGGCCCCGGGGCCUGCCUGCUGCCCAGAGCGCCACGCUCAGGCAGCGGGCUCCAGAGUGCGGGGCUGCGCUGCCACGGCGGUCCCACCCCCUCCUGCGUCCCCGCUGUCACCCCAGCGGCAGCCGUGAGACUGGACUCCUCCGUGACCCUUCCGUCAGGUCAGGCUCAGAACCUGUCAAACGUAAGCAGGCCUGGCUUAAAGCACAGUGACGCCCCUGGAUGUGAUGGCGACAGCAGGCACGCUCGGCCCCUUAGUUCUGUGUCCUCUAAGACCUCGGGCAGCUGCUCUCACUUGCCGCGUGCCAGUGCGCUGCAGGGACAGGCCGUGAAGCCAGCUCCCAGGAGGCCCAGCAUCUCAGAGCUACCCAGGAUACCGAAGGUCAGAAGGGAGGACGGUGGCGGCCGGCGGGCGGAUGCGGCCCCCACCAGCGAGCAGCGUGUUGAGAUCCCCAGCUCCUGCAUCAGCCGGCUCACGGGCAGGGAGGGCCCCGGGCAGCCCAGCCACGGCGCCCGUGCAGAGGGCGAGCCCAGCAGCAGGGGCCCACAAGAGCCUGGCACACACUCAGGGGGUGGAUCCCAGUCCCCCGCCACGCUGGGACCCUCAAAGGGGAAGGGUGUCGGCUCGACCUUCGAGAGCUUCAGGAUCAAUAUUCCCGGGAACACGGCACAUUCCGGCAGACUCUCUAACCCCGGCUUUUGUAACACGUUCCGGCCUGUCGACAAUAAGGUGCAGAGGAAAGAGAACCCCGCUCCCCUCUUCUCCAUCAGGAAGGCCAAGCAGCUCAAGAGCGAGAUCUACGACCCCUUCGACCCCACAGGCUCCGACUCUGGUUCCGCCGGCAGCAGCCCCGAGCGCCUGGGCUCUGGCCUCCUGCCCUCUGAGAUCACGCGCACCAUCUCCAUCAACAGCCCAAAGGCGCCGGCGUUGCAGACCGUGCGCUGUGUCACCUCCUACACGGUGGAAAAGGUCUUUGGGACGGAGCCUGAGUCCCCUCGCGGGUCCUCCGCCAGCGGGCUCGAGCUCCGGGGCGAGGGGGCUGCCGAGGGUUCCUCCGACCUGGAGCGCGAGGGCCAGGGCGUGGCCUCCAGGGCGCAGAGGCCAUCCCCCCCAGAGCCGUGGGAGGACAGGGACCAGCUGCCCUGCAGUACCUUCUUUGGCUCUGAGGAGCGGACGGUGACCUGCGUGACCGAUGUAGAGCCGGGGGCACCACCCAGCCCGGGCGCCCCGCAGACAACUACCCACAGGGUUGUGGAGCUGAGGCCCCCAUCCUGCUCCCGCUCCACAUCCAGCUCCCGUGGCAGGAAGAAGGCCAAGAGGAAGCGGGCUGAGGCCAGGGAGCACAGGAGGACCCGCUCCGGCUCCCGCUCAGGCUCCCGCUCUGGGGAGAGGAGCUCACGGUCGGUGUCUCCACCGGUGGGUGAAGGGCACCCCAAGAGGCAGCAGCCCAAGGCCCGGGGCCGCAGGUCCUCCAGUGACCACUCCAGCAGCCACGAGCGAGCCAAGCGGAAGAAGGUGAAGGAUGAGGGCAGGAGGAGGAGGAGGGACUCUUGGGGACGCGGCCGGCGACGGUCACGGUCCCGUUCCCGCUCCCGCUCAGGCAGCCCCGGCAGCUCCUCCCAUGAACGCAGGGAGAGCAGGAGGAGGAAGCGGAGGCGGUCGGGGUCCAGGUCUCGGGGGAGGGAGUGCUCCCCCCCCAGCAGCCUGGAGAGGGCCCGGAGGCACCGGCACACAAGGGAGCGGAGCCCCCGGGAGAGGAGCCCUCGGGAGCGCCCCCGCGUCAGGUGGAGCUCCCGGGAGCGGAGGAAGCGCAAGUCCGGGUCUCCACGGUCGCCGAGCACGGAGCACAGGUCCCGGGAGCAUCAACGGCCUCGUUCCCAUGAGAAGCGGCCGAGGCCUCGCUCUCCAGAGAGGAAGUUGGUGCCCCCUCCCCAGGAGGAGCAGAAGCCCGACAGGGAGCAGCCGGCCAAGCCACUGGUCUCCGUGGGAGCAGACGCCUCUCCAGCAGGGGCCGAGGCCCACAAGGAGGCCCCGGAUGUGCCCGCGGAGUGUCCACCCGAGGACCUUGAUUACGGGGACUCUGUCGAGGCCGGGCACGUCUUUGAGGAGUUUUCAAGUGACGCUUUCUUCCUGCAGCUUGAUGACAUGAGUUCUCCGCCCUCCCCAGAGAGCACGGAUUCCUCCCCAGAGCGAGACUUCCCACCCAAUCCUGUGGUGCCCCCAGCCAGCCAGCAGCAGGACCCUGCCCUGGUGGCUGUCAUCAGACGCGAGGUGGCACUGAUCCACGAUGAUGAGGCUGCGCAGCCCCUGCCCCAGGCACAGGGCCCCCAAGAGAAACCCUUGCUCCAGCAGGAUGCUGCUGGGGCUGCCACGGCGCCUGGCACCCUGGGAAGCCAGGCUGGGGUCGGGGUGCCUGCGGGGAAGGAGGAAGGCGCCUCUCAGACCCCCUUGCUGCGGGCGAAAGCCCUGGUGAAGAGAGUCACCUGGAACCUGCAGGAAGCAGAGAGUGGUGUCCCUGCCGAGGAGCGAGGCCUGCGAACGCCGCUCCACAGGCCUCAGAAGCCCCGGGAGGGGGCCUGGGAAACAGAAGACGUGGGGCCCUCGGUGGUGUUCCAGCAGGCAUCCUUCUCUGAGCCGCCUGCCCCUGGCUAUGCACAUGCAGAGUCUGGCUUCCCGGACGCCGAGCCCUCUCAGGUUUAUACCCCCAACCUGCCCACCGCCCCAGCUCUCCCUUUGAGUCUCCCGCCCUACGUGCCAGCCAGCCAGCCCACGGUCCAGUUCAUCCUGCAGGGGAGCCUCCCGCUGACGAGCGGUGGGGUUGCACAGAGCCCAGCCCCGGCGCCCACUGCCCCGACCACGGCUUCAGAGCCAGCCGGCCACGCCACUGUCGCUGGCAACUCUGAGGAGAGAGCAGCUGCUCCCAGGCCUGCCGCGGAGAAGGCCAAAACCGAGGAGUACAUGAAGAAGCUGCACACGCAGGAGCGGGCAGUGGAGGAGGUGAAGCUGGCCAUCAAGCCCUUCUAUCAGAAGAGGGAGGUGACAAAGGACGAGUAUAAGGACAUUCUCCGCAAGGCAGUGCAGAAGAUAUGCCACAGCAAGAGCGGGGAGAUCAACCCUGUGAAGGUGGCCAACCUGGUCAAGGCCUACGUGGACAAGUACAGGCACAUGCGCAGACACAGGAGGGCUGAGGCCGGCGAGGAGGCACCCCCCCAGGGCACCGAGAGCUGAGCCGGGCACAGAGCAAGGGGGCACCAGUCCCCAUCCCCGAGCCACUCUGUUGGGAGAGGCAGGAGCAGACACCUCUGGAGACAGCCAUCACUCCUGUGUUCAGGGUUCCUGUGAUCACACGUGGUCUGUGCCCCUGUCUUGCUCACGGUUCAAAACUGGACUUUUUUAUAUGUAUAUUAUAGAUACACACUGUUUCCAUGGUGUUCUAAUUUAUCAAAAAUGGAUUAUCUUUAGAAACUUCUUGAUUGA